This is a messenger RNA of Astyanax mexicanus (Mexican tetra), 1553 nucleotides long. It is a transcript of the gene sst6, whose product is annotated as somatostatin 6. Gene Ontology annotation, cellular component: extracellular region. Gene Ontology annotation, molecular function: hormone activity. The transcript is spliced from 3 exons. Lineage: Eukaryota; Metazoa; Chordata; Actinopteri; Characiformes; Acestrorhamphidae. Bases 245 to 589 code for a protein of 114 amino acids. The record is from RefSeq and is a predicted model, not a curated record.
AAUUACCCCAUUGAAUAAGAACAUGUCUAUAAUUAAAGAGCUCUUCAGAGAGAGAGGAACAUAGCCUGUUCUAAUGGAUGCUAGUGCCAGAGAGUGAGAGAGAGACUGAAGCAUGCAGCAGAACUAGGGUUGCUUAUAAUAGCGUCUCGAAUAAAAGAGAGUGGGUGCUGCUGAAUCAUCAUGGAGUGAGUGCUCCUGGCCGGUGGUGUGCCAGCUCUUGGCUCUUGUGAGUGCUGUAUAAAGCAUGGCUCUGAGUGGCGGAGGGGACACUUGCGGAGCAGCAGACGGGGGAAUGUUCAUUAUGAGGAUGCUGCUGAGCCUGGUACCUUUGCUGUUGAUCGCAUGGAGCGGAACCAACACUGAUGCCCUGCCCAUAGACAACAAACUGCCACAAAGCAAGGAGGUUUUGACAAAAGAGCAGAAGGACCUGCUAAUAAAGAUCAUGUCGGACCUCGCUGAAUUGAACAUGACUCUUAAAGACCUGGGAGCACUGGACCUGGAGCAGCUGCUAAAUGGUAAACUGGGCGAAAGGUCUGUGGAGAAAUCCCCAUGCACGAACUUCUUCUGGAAGACCUUCUCUGCAUGCUAAAACUGUAUGAUUAAUGAAGUAAGCAAAAGCGAAUGUAACCUGAUAUUCUGUAUAUUGUGCUAAUAAAUGAAUAGUCCUAAACCCUGAGUACUAAUAAACUUUACAUGGAUGAUUUUGGUUUGCUCAGGUGGUUGUCUAUUCAGGCAUGUUUAACUAAUGUAAUGCUAACAGGUUGGAUUAUACAGUAUACAGUACUGUGCAGAGGUUUUAGCACCUGAGAACGUGAAAUCUAAAUAUUUCAGAUCACAUUAAAACAGGUGCAAGUAAACAUACAGAUAGUAAACAACUAACAGAAAUGUAUCAUUGUGAUUAAAAAAGUUGGGAGUUUAAUACUUUAGAGAACUUUAAAGAACAAUCUAGCUUGGUUACAGACUUCCAUAUGGUAACUAUAAUUAAUACUACCACUGUAAGUCAUUUGGCAAUGUUUUAAUUAAUGUAAAAAAAAAAAAAAAAAACUUUUUAUAAAUGUUAUUUAUAUUUAGUUUAGCAAGUGUUUUACUAAAUAAACAAACACUGCCCAAAGCAUGACCUUUUUAAAUCCAUCAUUCUUAUUUUCACAGGGCCUAAAACUUUUGCAAAGUACUGUGCAUUUUAUUAUUACGCUCACAUUAUCUGUAUAUGUAUACACCAAAAAGUUCAAACUGAUUGUAUGUUACUUGUGCAUUUCUGCUUAGAAUGCCUCAAGAUUGUUACUUACAACUGUUUAAAAAAAACUAAUAAAAUCAAAUCCCAUACAAGGGAGGCAUCAGGUAUCAUGUGUACACAUCAAGCAACAAACUCAAUAGUUUUCACCUAUGUGUACAUAAAAUUACUAACAAUAAUUCCUGACGGCAAUAGCCUGUGACAAUGAUUGGAACUGCAAUAAUGUAGACAAUGACUGCAUGGACUUGGUUUGUUUGGUGAAAAAAUACCUUUCAGACUACUUUGUAAACUAUGAACAUUACAAUAAAGUCAACAGCCUCUA